This is a messenger RNA of Ceratotherium simum simum (southern white rhinoceros), 3436 nucleotides long. It is a transcript of the gene ARHGAP42, whose product is annotated as Rho GTPase activating protein 42. The record is from RefSeq and is a predicted model, not a curated record. Gene Ontology annotation, molecular function: protein binding; GTPase activator activity. Gene Ontology annotation, cellular component: cytoplasm. Lineage: Eukaryota; Metazoa; Chordata; Mammalia; Perissodactyla; Rhinocerotidae. Gene Ontology annotation, biological process: signal transduction.
GUAGGAGAGUGGAGCUGCCGGAAGUGUCUGCGCGCCGCGAGAAAACUUUCCUGCUCCGGCCGCGGCCCGGAGCCUCCGCCGCCCCAGUGCUCGCAGCGACGAUGCGCCCCGGUGACAACGACCUGAGCGGACCGGCUCCUCGGCGCGCUGCCCGUGUCUGCGCUCGCCUCGCCGCAGGGGAAGAGGACUGAGCCCGGAGGCAUCCGCGCGCCGCAGGAGCCUGGCGCAGGCGGCGCGGCGCGCGGGGCCCGUUUCCUCUGCGCCGUUCCCUCGCGUCCCCGGGCGUGCCCCGCGAUCGCGCGUCCCCAGCGCCAGCCGCGGUCGCCGGCUGUCCCCGCCCUGACUGCCGCCCCGGACGUGUCCCCGGCGGCCGCUGGCAGUGCUUGUGCCAUGGGGCUGCCUACUCUGGAGUUCAGCGAUUCCUAUUUGGACAGCCCGGAUUUCAGGGAGCGCCUGCAGUGUCACGAGAUUGAACUGGAGCGAACCAACAAGUUCAUUAAAGAGCUCAUUAAGGACGGCUCUCUGCUCAUUGGGGCGCUGAGGAAUCUGUCUAUGGCAGUACAGAAAUUCUCCCAGUCACUGCAAGAUUUCCAAUUUGAAUGUAUUGGUGAUGCUGAAACAGAUGAUGAAAUUAGUAUUGCUCAGUCACUAAAAGAAUUUGCAAGACUACUCAUCGCAGUAGAAGAAGAAAGAAGACGACUGAUUCAAAAUGCUAAUGAUGUAUUAAUUGCGCCACUUGAGAAAUUUCGCAAAGAACAGAUAGGUGCAGCAAAAGAUGGAAAGAAGAAGUUUGACAAGGAGAGUGAAAAAUACUAUUCUAUUCUUGACAAACAUUUGAAUUUGUCUGCAAAGAAAAAGGAGUCUCAUUUGCAAGAGGCAGAUACACAGAUUGACCGAGAACAUCAAAACUUCUAUGAAGCAUCGCUAGAAUAUGUCUUUAAAAUUCAAGAGGUCCAAGAAAAAAAGAAGUUUGAAUUUGUUGAACCGCUUUUGUCAUUCCUUCAAGGUUUAUUUACUUUCUACCACGAGGGAUAUGAACUUGCCCAGGAAUUUGCGCCAUAUAAGCAGCAGCUGCAGUUCAACUUGCAGAAUACAAGGAAUAAUUUUGAAAGCACUCGACAAGAGGUAGAGCGGUUGAUGCAGAGGAUGAAAUCUGCCAACCAGGAUUACAGACCACCCAGCCAGUGGACGAUGGAAGGCUAUCUGUAUGUCCAGGAGAAACGACCACUUGGUUUUACAUGGAUUAAACAUUAUUGUACAUAUGACAAGGGAAGUAAAACAUUUACAAUGAGUGUUUCAGAAAUGAAAUCCAGUGGGAAAAUGAAUGGCCUUGUUACUAGCUCACCAGAAAUGUUUAAAUUAAAAUCUUGUAUCCGACGAAAGACAGAUUCAAUUGACAAACGAUUCUGCUUUGACAUAGAAGUAGUUGAAAGGCAUGGGAUCAUCACGUUGCAGGCCUUCUCAGAAGCUAAUCGGAAGCUCUGGCUUGAAGCCAUGGAUGGCAAGGAACCGAUUUACACCCUGCCUGCUAUUAUUAGCAAGAAAGAAGAAAUGUACUUGAAUGAAGCGGGCUUCAACUUUGUAAGAAAAUGCAUUCAAGCUGUGGAAACAAGAGGCAUCACCGUUUUAGGCCUUUACCGAAUAGGAGGCGUGAACUCCAAAGUUCAGAAGCUCAUGAACACCACAUUUUCUCCAAAAUCCCCUCCUGAUAUUGACAUUGAUAUUGAACUGUGGGAUAAUAAGACAAUAACAAGUGGGCUGAAAAACUACCUCAGGUGCCUUGCAGAACCACUGAUGACUUACAAGUUACACAAAGACUUUAUUGUUGCUGUUAAAUCUGAUGACCAGAACUACCGGGUGGAGGCUGUGCAUGCCUUGGUGCACAGAUUGCCAGAGAAAAACAGAGAGAUGCUGGACAUCUUAAUAAAGCACCUGGUCAAAGUAUCACUACACAGCCAACAAAAUCUCAUGACUGUCUCAAACCUUGGUGUCAUUUUUGGCCCAACCCUAAUGAGAGCACAGGAAGAAACUGUGGCUGCCAUGAUGAAUAUUAAAUUUCAGAAUAUUGUGGUUGAAAUUCUUAUAGAGCACUAUGAAAAGAUUUUUCAUACAGCCCCAGACCCGAGCAUUCCUCUUCCUCAGCCUCAGUCUCGAUCUGGAUCCCGAAGGACACGAGCGAUCUGCCUCUCCACAGGCUCCCGGAAGCCCAGAGGGAGGUAUACCCCCUGCUUGGCAGAACCCGAUAGUGACUCCUAUAGCAGCAGCCCAGACAGCACACCCAUGGGGAGCAUCGAGUCACUCUCCUCUCACUCCUCUGAACAAAACAGCACUACAAAGUCUGCCUCCUGCCAGCCCAGGGAGAAAUCUGGAGGGAUUCCUUGGAUUGCAUCCCCAUCACCUUCCAAUGGACAGAAAAGUCUUGGUCUCUGGACAACUAGUCCUGAGUCAAGUUCUAGAGAAGAUGCAACCAGAACAGAUGCAGAAUCCGAUUGCCAGAGUGUUGCCUCGGUCACUAGCCCAGGGGAUGCUUCCCCACCCAUAGACCUGACCAAGAAAGGGCCUUAUGGGCUUUCAGGACUGAAAAGAGCCUCAGCUUCAUCUCUCAGAUCCAUCUCUGCAGCUGAGGGAAACAAGAGCUAUGGUGGAUCCAUUCAAAGCCUAACUUCCAUAGGUUCCAAAGAGACGCCCAAAGCCCCACCAAACCCAGACCUGCCUCCAAAAAUGUGCAGGAGGUUAAGGCUUGACACUGCCUCAAGCAAUGGCUACCAGCGACCUGGCUCUGUUGUGGCAGCUAAAGCCCAGCUAUUUGAAAAUGUUGGUUCGCUUAAGCCAAUUUCCUCUGGGCGCCAAGCCAAAGCCAUGUACUCCUGUAAAGCAGAGCACAGCCACGAGCUCUCCUUCCCACAGGGGGCGAUAUUUUCUAACGUGUACCCAUCAGUGGAACCAGGAUGGUUGAAGGCAACUUAUGAAGGCAAAACAGGACUAGUCCCAGAAAAUUAUGUUGUCUUCCUCUAAUACUGUUUAGUGGAUGGCAGUAUCUUCAUGGUAUCCAUGGUAACAAAUAAUAAGUGCUAUGAUUGUAUCUGACACAGAUAUGGGGAUCAGCCCACUAAAUGAAAACGGUCAAUUUCUAUCAUGUUCUACACCAGCAGACUAUGUAGCUCCCUAUUAAUGGAAAAAAAAAAAAGUGUUUAAAUUGUUUGCCAUUCUUUUUAUUUUUUGGCGGGUUUUUUUUUUAAAAAUCUUGCCUUUUUUUUUUUUUUUUUUUUUUUUUUAGAUAAGUAACUCUCCAUAAUGUCUCUUCCAUAACAAUUGUAGAAUCUCAAGUACUGUGUUAAGUACCAUACCCCAGAAAUUUGGAAACCAGAAGUCUGCUAAAAGGAUUUUGAAAUCUGUGCUUUACUGUCUGGCAUUCCCUAAGGAACCUUGAAAUCAU